UUCGCGUCGGUUGUGGUACGUGUGACGGUCCAUGCUUGUUCAACUCUGGCUAUUCCACGUGUGAUUUGAGUGAUUUAUCACGAGUGGUGUACCCAGCGGUUUUUACUCUGAUGUUAUGUGCUACUUUCUGCUACUGCGCGGAUAUUCAUGGUGAUUGUGCUGCCAUUGAGCGGUGAAUAGCGGCAGUUUUUUGUUUGGCUCUCCCAGGAUUAAAGUGACUUUGACAAGUGUUUUCAUUGAAGAGAAAAGUUUUCCCACAGUACGGUAUACACACAUGUUAUUUUGAUGUUGCGAAGUGCAUACUGGUCGUGGCUUUAAAUUCGUAUAUUUGGAUAAUGGUAGUUAUAUGCAGUGAACGUGUCGGCUUUUGAAUAAUCAGCUGUAUACUAGAAAGAUUGCUAGAAAACAAUCCGAAGCCACUCCGCGAAAACUGGAUUAACUGAAAGCAAGCAUGAAACGGUUGUAGAUUGCAAUCAAACAGGUGCAGAUAAAAGUGUGUUUCCUAAAGUUGGUGGUGGCAGCAAAUUGAUAAACGUUGGCAUCCUUCAUUUCGCAGAAACCUCGAAGAAACACACGCUUCAAAAUUUUAACGGAAAACACCAAAACGCCCCCCAGGGCUGUCGCACUGGCGUCUUAUCUGGGGGAAGGCUUCUCGGCAGUCGGUGCUCGAGCACCACCAGCUAAAGAUCUGAUGGCCUUCGGUUCAGUGCUGCAACACAAUCAACACAACAUAGGUCGAGGCGAGCCGCCAUCCGGGGUUGCGGACCCGUGCGCCGGAUGUAACAAGCCAAUCCUAGACAAAUUCCUGCUGAACGUGCUGGAGCGGGGCUGGCAUGCGGCGUGUGUUCGAUGUUGUGAGUGUCACCAGCCCCUGUCCGAUAAGUGCUUCAGUCGAGAAUCGAAGCUCUACUGUAGGAAUGACUUUUUUAGACGAUAUGGUACAAAGUGCAGUGGUUGUGGUCAAGGCAUUGCGCCAUCGGAUCUAGUGAGAAAACCGCGUGAUAAAGUGUUUCAUUUGAAUUGUUUUACGUGUUGUAUCUGUAGAAAACAGUUGAGUACCGGUGAACAGUUGUACGUUUUGGAUGACAAUAAAUUUAUCUGUAAAGAUGACUAUCUGCUUGGCAAAGGACCUCAUCCAUCAUCUAUGACAGAUUCCCUGAUGGGUUCGGGAUCGGAAGAUGAAGAUGAGGAUGAACACAUAAGGCCUGGCUUAGGAUUAGGACCGCUCGGACCAAGUGAUGGACCCCUCGGAGCGUCGGACCUGUCGGUGCAAAGUAUGAGUACGGAUAGUAAGACAGGUCAUGACGAUAGUGAUCAGGGUUCGUUGGACGGUGAUCCGGAGUGUCGGGGGGACUCGCAGGCCGAGAACAAAAGCCCUGAUGAUGGUGGAGGCUCGAAACGGAGGGGUCCGCGAACGACAAUUAAGGCCAAACAGUUAGAAGUGCUAAAAACUGCAUUUAGUCAAACGCCCAAACCAACGCGACACAUCAGGGAACAGUUAGCCAAGGAAACCGGACUGCCGAUGCGAGUGAUACAGGUUUGGUUUCAAAACAAACGCUCGAAAGAACGAAGGUUAAAGCAACUCACCAGUAUGGGUCGGGGGCCCUUCUUUGGUGGUGCCAGAAAAAUGCGUGGCUUUCCGAUGAAUCUUUCUCCUGGUGGACUGGACGAGCCCGGAUUUCCGUACUUUGCUACCGACGGUAAAUUCGACUUUGGUUAUGGUGGUCCACCGUUUCAUCCGCACGAUGCACCAUUCUUUCCCGGUCAUCCUGGCGCGGGACCAAUGCCUUUUAACGCUCCGGGAGGACCAAUGGACCACUCCGGACCGAUCCCCAUGGUGAACGAUUUCGGCGGUAUGACACCGGAUACCAACUUUCUCGGCCAGCCGAAUGGUCCACCGGGAAACGCCGGAGCCGGGGGUGCACCUGAAAACAUGAUCGGUGGCCCUCGGCCCGGUAGCCCUGAAUUCAUGACCUCCGGCAACUUCUCCGAACCUCAGAAUAUACAAAACGAAGGACUAGUUUGGUAAAAAUUACUGAAUUUUUUUAGCAUUGUUAAGUGAUAGUUAAUUUUUAAGUAAUUUAUUUGUUUUUGUUAACUAUUUCCUAAUGGGUCUGGAGUGAGACAAGAAGAAGAAGAAACAGAUUUAUUAUGUUUAAAUUUUUUCGCAGACCUCUGCAUUUAAACGAAUUGUGUACAUAUAGUUACAAGUGAACCCUCAUAUCACAACUACAAAUAUUGUUUGUUCUUUUUUGGGUUUGUUUUCUGAUUUUUGAUGCUUUGCUUGGAGCAUAAAAUCGAUCGCGCAAAACAAGCUGGCGUCAGAAAGUAUUUUUACAUAUUUUAAGCGAAGGAGUCGGUUCUCCUCUGCUCUGUGUUCAGCGUUUGUUUAGUUGUUUUCGGUCGUAAAAUUAAACUUCACUUCGACAUUGUUUGCAUAACACAUCACGUAAAAUGCUAAAAAAUUAACAAAACGAGACUAAAAAUAUCAAACAAAUGCAAAUAAUGGUCUUGCCAACACGGUAGGACUGGAAAUGUCGCUUCGUUCCGCGGUAUGACGAUGACAUCAUGAAACUGAAGCAGCUACCGGUUUUAAUUGAUUGGUAGGUUUGUUUUUUGUACUUUGCAAACUAAUAAUCCAAUGCAUCCGAAAAUGCUCACUGCUCGAGGAAAACCGAACUAUAAUAUCGUUUCUGUGCAAUGAUAUGCCGUGUUCAAAAUUUAUGUAUUUUCCUGACUAUUUUGAUAUUAGAAUACAAAAAUCGAAUAUAAAUAUCAAACGUAAUAAUCACUCGAAAACGUCAAGUAUGAACCUUCAGUAUAAAAAGCGGUAAAAAUAAAUAGUUUAUUCACAGGAAAAUCCGUAUAACGUUACAUUCAAGAUUAAAAGUCAGAUGAAGCAAAGUGCUUUAUAAGAACCGGAUACAUAUAUUGUUUUGCGGUUUUUAUACUAAAGGUUUUUUAAACUCUUACAUCGGAAAGCUGCUGUCAGAUUUUUAUGCCUGAAGUUUAUAUCCGAAUUUUACAUUCUAAUAUAUUUGAAGAGGGUUUUACAAAGCAUGUUCUGUUUUUGCAACUUUUAUUUUCGGUCGCUCAUAUGGUUUUGGUAAAUGAAAAAUCCACUUUAGCCUGCGCAUGUCAAUGUAUAUUGUUUUUAUCAUCAUGGAAACAAGAGCCAUAGUUUCAAAUCCCUUGCCAAAUCAUCGACCGUCAGAUACAUUGAUUUACGUUAAUGGAAGUGAUGGAUCGUUUGUGCCGGGAAGCUGCUCAAAGCCUAUUUGCUGGCUUCUCGAAGAAACCGUCGAAUGGGGUACAAGUAACGCAGCAGGUAUUUUGAUUCAAAUUUUACCUCAUCAUGCACAUUUUCGAAUUCGUCACAUGUUUACUGUUGUUAAUUGUUAAAAAAUGGAGCAAAGUUCAACGUCUGCUUAAAGCUUACAAAAGCAAGUCUUCAAAUAUCUCUUAGUUUCGUGCAAUUUCCGUAUUCUUGUACGAUAAAAAGCAUUCUUUCGAUGUUAUGUAUAGUGGGAUCUUCUAUUGAACAUUUUCUAAGAUUUUCUGCCAAUAUGGAUCGUUACCUAAAGAACAAGUUCUUUUGAAAUUUUUAUGACUUAUCAUUUUGGAUCUAUAGCGCAAUAGCAUAGUUCAAUGGUCACAAUGCUAUUGUUCUAUUUGCGGUUGAUUUAACAUAGACUUUUAACCUGUUGUCAAGAUUUAUCACCGAACGCAGAGCUCAAUACAGUGAAGACCCGAUUUUAUCAGCCCCCGAUUUUGUCUACCUCUGAAUUUAUCAGCGUUUUUGACCCGAUUUUGUCAGCCUCACAUGAAACUUGAUGGUUGGAAGUUUGACGGGCUCUAGCAAACUAACCAAGUUGAUUUCGAGUAAAGGCUUGAGCAUAUUUUUCUUAUCUUAGAGAUCCGAAAUAUGCAAAAAUAAUUUUUUUUUUCGAUUUUGCGCCGUCAGACCCCUUUAAGGGAAAUUUAAACUAAAUAAUCAGAAAGGGUUAUGAGACUAUAUCUAGGGGCUAAAGAAGCAUAUUUUAAGAGCUUCGGUUUAUUAAAAACGAAAGAAAAAUGUAUGUCCCGAUGUCAUUGUCCCUGUUUUACCAGCCUAAAAUUCACCAAGGCUGCUAAAAACGGGUCUUCACUAUAUGUCAUAAAAGCAAAUAAAUCUCAAUUCACUUGCUCACUUUGGAUGCUGCAACUGGCAACUGGCAAUCCACCUAUCAGUAUUAUUGAUCUAAAUCGACGUGAAUAUAGGUUGUACAGAUUUUAUAAACUAGACCAAACCCAAGUGAGCAGCUCAUCGAUGUUGUAUCAGCGAAACUUUUUUAUAUUUAAGCCACUUGUUAUUUUCUCGUAUUGCUUUAAGACAUGCCUGGAAUUUCUUUAACUAUUUUUUAAAGUUUAAAAAAAAACAUCUAAAGCUCAAAGUGAAAUGAAAAGUUCCAAUGCAAUAAGUUUACACACGAUAGGAGAAAGACAGGCAAAAAAGUACCAACAUAACAUAGCGCAAUCAUCCACCUACCAAACUCCUCAUAGCAUUAUCAAAAAAGAUAUUAUUCGUUCAAUGCUCUACGGAAGUUUUUAACAAGUUAAAUUUCUUUAGGUUCGUACGAAUGAACAAUUUGUAAAUAGCAUUUUAACGUUGCGCCUUUUUACACGCAUGUAAGGAAAUCUUUAGCUUAGGAAGCGGACCGAAUCCCAAAAAAAAGAUUAGCAAAACAGUGAGAAUGAAUCAGAUAAUCUCGAAGCCGAUAUGAAUGGGGAGCGCAAUGCGGAUGGACGAACAAGAAAAUAGAUAAAUUUUAGAUAAAUCUCAAGCGAAUUAGUAUCGAUACAUGAUAAAACAAAUAAUAACCCAGAAAUUGUAUAGAAGAAAAUCGAUGGGAUGAACGCAAAAUCGUUGAAACAGAAAACCUGUUCUCCCUUUGUAUUCUUUUUGGUUUAUUUCGUUACUGGAGGAUAAAAAUCACUAUCGAAUAUGUGGACAAGCGAAACUAACUAAUGUUGAGAAGAACAGGCAAGAUGUACUCGUAAGUGUAAUAUACUGCAAAAAGGUUGUAAAUAAGUGUCGGAAAAGGAGUUAAGAAUAAGUGGGAACUUGGAGAGGAAUGAACAUUGCUAAAGUAUUUAAAUGUCGAGCAGUGGAAAACAAUAAACAGUGGUAAGCAUAUAAGAAAGGAAAGAACAUUGUGUUAAUAUUUAUAGGAAAAAAUAUGGAAAAUAAUAAAAGGAUUAAAAUUAA
Messenger RNA from Topomyia yanbarensis, 5248 nucleotides. It is a transcript of the gene Lim1, whose product is annotated as LIM/homeobox protein Lhx5. NCBI's taxonomy places the organism in Eukaryota, Metazoa, Arthropoda, Insecta, Diptera, Culicidae. The coding region runs from base 692 to 2029 and encodes 445 amino acids. The record is from RefSeq and is a predicted model, not a curated record. Gene Ontology annotation, molecular function: RNA polymerase II transcription regulatory region sequence-specific DNA binding; DNA-binding transcription factor activity, RNA polymerase II-specific. Gene Ontology annotation, cellular component: nucleus. Gene Ontology annotation, biological process: neuron differentiation; regulation of transcription by RNA polymerase II. The transcript is spliced from 6 exons.